UGUCAAAGCCACUUUGCAGACCUCUCUCUUCUCCUGUUUUUCUUUGCGUUUCUUGCAUUAUUGCCAGAUUCUGACCUAGACUCUCACUGUUUCUCUGCUUUCCUCGACCUAUCUAUCUCUAUUUUAUUCUUCCUUCACGGACUCUAGAGGACCUGCCCUUGGCAAGGCAAACCCAACCGCGACCAAUCAGUUCGGCGCACCAGAAACAAGCAUAAUAGGGACUUUUUAUAACGUAGUCCGCCAGUGCGAAAGACGCUUUUUCCCCGACAGCCAAGAUGGUGUACAUCCGGCAACAUGAAUUAUCGAACUUGAAGAACUAUCGAUAUGCAGGCGUGGACCAUUCGCUCAUCAGUCGAUAUGUCCUCAAACCGUUCUAUAAUAAUUUUGUGAUCAAGUUCUUUCCCAUGAGCAUGGCACCUAAUGCUAUCACUUUGACAGGCCUAUUCUUCGUCUUGAUCAACCUCUUUACCGUUCUAUACUAUAACCCAAGCCUGGAUCAGGACUGUCCACCAUGGGUCUAUGCCAGUUGCGCCAUCGGGCUAUUCUUGUACCAGACGUUUGACGCUGUAGACGGAAUCCAAGCAAGGAGAACUAAGCAGAGCGGCCCUCUUGGCGAGCUUUUUGAUCACAGUGUUGACGCCUGCAACACGGCCCUGGGAGUCUUGAUAUUCGCCGGAGUCAUGAACCUCGGCCAGACUUGGGCUACUGUUCUGACACUUUUUGGAUCUACCAUGACCUUCUAUGUCCAGACCUGGGAUAUGUAUUAUACACAAGUGUUGACGUUGGGCAUCGUCUCUGGUCCUGUUGAAGGGGUACUGACGCUUUGUGUUGUCUUCGGGUUCACCGCAUAUAUGGGAGGCGGAAGUUUCUGGCACCAGCCUAUGUUCGAAACGAUCGGUGUUCCUAAACUCGAGUUCAUCCCUAAGCAGCUCUAUGACUUGCCCUUCACGCAGUGGUAUCUCAUUUAUGGUGCGGUCAUGCUUUUCUUCGCCACUGGCUCGAGCAUCGCGCAUGUCAUCCAGGUUCGCAAGGAACGUGGUAAGGAUUCGAUUGGUCCACUCUUCGGUAUCCUUCCUCUCGCCUUGACGUGGGUAGUUGUACCGGCGUACCUGUACCUAAACCCGACAAUCCUCGAGAACUACCUGGUUCCCUUUGCCCUGUAUGUCGGCCUGGUCAACGCGUAUGCCGUUGGACGAAUAAUAUGUGCCCAUUUGGUACACCAAGACUUUCCCUAUUUCAACAUUCUUCUUGGACCUCUUGCUUUGGCUGUUGUUGACAGUGCCGGUGCACUUUUUGGUGUCUGGUCGUCAACUCUGAUUGGUACAAUCGGACAGCCUGCUUUCGUUUUCCUAUGCCUGGGUCUGGGCCUUGGCGUCUACGGGAGCUUUGUGCAUGAUAUCAUUACCACCAUUUGUGAUUAUAUUGAUAUCUGGUGUUUGACAAUCAAGCACCCCUAUGUGCCAGAGGAGUCCGUCAACGGCAAUGUGGUUCGAGCAGCUAAGAAGAACCUAUAG
Molecule: messenger RNA, 1514 nt
Organism: Aspergillus nidulans FGSC A4
Lineage: Eukaryota; Fungi; Ascomycota; Eurotiomycetes; Eurotiales; Aspergillaceae
Product: aminoalcoholphosphotransferase
Exons: 7
Coding region: 276-1514 (412 amino acids)
Biological process (GO): mitotic nuclear membrane biogenesis; phosphatidylcholine biosynthetic process; phospholipid biosynthetic process
Cellular component (GO): endomembrane system; membrane
Molecular function (GO): phosphotransferase activity, for other substituted phosphate groups; diacylglycerol cholinephosphotransferase activity
Source: RefSeq, a predicted model, not a curated record